AUGUUCACUUUUCCCGCAACAAUGGGCUGUAUAAGUGGAGCCACAGUUCUUUACACAGCUUAUGGGUACCGUCAAGAACCCAUCUUUAUUUUACGCCAUCUUUUAGUCUCUUCCUUGUUGCUGCAAUAGGCCGCUGAAUAAAGAUGUUCUAAAAGAUGGGCUUUCCGUACCUCUAAACUGCAGUAGAACCAGUGAAGGGCUGGCUACGUUCCCGCUGUAGCAGAAGGACGCGAAAAAUGCGAGGGUUGGUAAGGGAUCUUCUGGGCGUAAAGAGAUGGCGUGGGGUGAGGAAAGACGAUGGAGCUGCUCCUGGAAAACCAAAGAGGGAUAGUGCUAGCAGUUACACGGUGGAAGGAAUGGACCACGAGGAGCUAAGCAGCCACGAAUAUGGAGGUCGUGGGCUUCAUUCUGAAGAAACUUGCGC
Molecule: messenger RNA, 424 nt
Organism: Amoebophrya sp. A25
Lineage: Eukaryota; Dinophyceae; Syndiniales; Amoebophryaceae
Source: the annotation of a GenBank genome assembly